GACGUUUUUUGUUCAAAUUCUGUUAAGGAAUCGGAACAAAAUUGCAUAUUGUGAAAAAAAAUAGAAUUAAUUUUGCAAGCAAUUAUCAAAAAUGAUUAAUAACAAUUAAACCGACAGUCUACGAUAAUUCAGCUGAAAAACCUAGAUUCAGCAGAUCUAUUCAGGUUUCGAAUUGAUGUUGUUGCAGCAUUGAUGACGUCGUUUAAUAAAUUAUAUAGGUCGAAAAUCAAGUGAAAAGAUAUGAGUUUCAGGUCAUUCUAAUACAUUACUAUUGAUUGAAACUGAUUAUUAAAUUUCAACUGACCAACAUGAGUAUUCUACCGAGUGUUAUUUCAGUACUCACUUUUUUAGUUCAAAAUGAACGAAUGUCCAGUGUAGAGGCAAUUGUCGGCGGAUCAACCGCUGCAUGGAAUCAAUUUCCUUUUGCAGCCUCUUUUCAAAACAUAUCCAAAAAUAACGAACAUUUUUGUGGAGGAACCCUUAUACAUCCCAAUUUUAUUCUGACAGCUGCACAUUGUUUUGCUGGUAAGGAUAUCAAGAAUAUUCGCGUAGUUGUUGGAGUUGCAAAUUUGAAAUCUAAAAUCACAGAUAAAUAUAUACGGAAAAUAGCUAAAGUAUUUAUAAAUCCAUAUUAUAAUAAACCACUUCCUCGGAAUAACGAUAUUGCAAUCAUCAAACUCAAUAGCCCUUAUCAAUUGGAUAAAGACAUAAAAAAGGCUGUACUUGCAUCAGUACCCUACAGUGGAUACUAUAACUUAACUGCUCAUAUCGUUGGCUGGGGUGUUCAAAAAACCGAAUGUAGAAUACCGAGUAGUAGAUUAAGGAAAGCUAAAGUUAAACUUUUAGAACGUUCAAAAUGCGUUAGAUUGUACGAGAAUAUAGUUAAGGUGAACGACAAAGUAUUAUGCACUUUUCACAGUAACAAGAAAAAUACAGGCAUUUGCAAAGGAGAUUCCGGAGGUUCUGUUAUUAGACACAAAAACAUCCUCAUUGGAGUGAUCUCUGCUAAUUAUUUAAAAGCUAAAUGUGGAGAUCAGCAUUAUCCAGAUCUCCAUACUGAAGUAUCCAAAUUUAAAAUCUGGAUUCUUAGUACUAUUUAUGGGAUCAAACACAGGUUUAAUGGUUAAUGGUUAUCAAGACAAACUAUAAUUAUAAAAUUAUCAAAAAUAUUGUAAUGUAAGAAAGGAUUUCUAAUUUGUAAAGCUUUUAAAAAAUUGAUAUUUUACCCAGCAACAAAUAUUAAUAUAGUAAUAUUGUGUAUUUACAAUUUGAGUAAUAACUAAAUGAUUUAUAGAAUAUGCUAAUGAUUUGUGGUGUUCAAUAAGAUGAUCAAAUGAUAAAAUAUCGUUUUCUUGAAUUUAAAGAGCUAUUUUCAAAUACGAAUUAGAAAUAGGCGUAAGUCUCCUUCUAUCAAAAGUGGAUCCUGCAUAAUCUUUAUCGGGCAGAUUUUUUUAUUUUGUCUGUAAAUCGAGUCCUCACGUACAUAAUGUCGAAAAUAUUAUUGAUUCGAUGAUUGCGUAGCUCAGUAAAUUUAAUUCUUUGUAACUCACGGACUCAAUUGAAAACAUGUGAUUGGAGUCAACGUCCAGUAUUUUCGAUAAUAGUAUAAGUAUUACGUAUUAUGUAUGCUUACAAUUAUUUCUUUACUUAGAAAACUUUGUAAUAUACUAAUCAACAUGUCAUUAUAUUGAUCAAUUGUGAGUUACACCGUAUUCAUUGAAAAUGUAAACGAUUAGUUGAGAUAAGCUCAAUGACUAUGAAAUUAACAAUGAAGUAGAUAUCUUAUAGUUACAUUAUAAAUUGUUCCAUCUGCGUUGAAUUCACGGUAAGACGUUUCAAUAGGGCAGUGCCAUUGCAAAGGUAUACAUGUACAAGUUACUACGUCGAGAAUCAUCUGCGCGCGCGCGUCUGUGUGUGUGUGUGUGUAAUAUGAAAAGAUAUCAUAGUUUCAUUAUUUGGCUCAAUUUGAGGCUUCAACUUGACUCUUUUGCAUUUGUCAUUUGUCAUCGAUAAAGCAUUCAUGUAUGUCUACUCGAAAAGAAAAUAUGAAAGCCUCAUUAGACCGUAUUUUGUCCACACUUUUCGUACUCCAUAGAAAAAGCUUGUUGAUUGGAAACAGUGCUGUGGCUCGCAUUCGAUAUUCUGAAAAGAUCUUUGAAGUAGGAGUAAUAAUACACUAC
This is a messenger RNA of Phymastichus coffea, 2180 nucleotides long. RefSeq names its product mite allergen Der p 3-like. NCBI's taxonomy places the organism in Eukaryota, Metazoa, Arthropoda, Insecta, Hymenoptera, Eulophidae. The transcript has 9 exons. Gene Ontology annotation, biological process: proteolysis. The coding region runs from base 309 to 1127 and encodes 272 amino acids. The record is from RefSeq and is a predicted model, not a curated record. Gene Ontology annotation, molecular function: serine-type endopeptidase activity.